Labrus bergylta (ballan wrasse) is the source of this 2961-nucleotide messenger RNA. RefSeq names its product transforming growth factor, beta-induced (gene tgfbi). Gene Ontology annotation, biological process: cell adhesion; extracellular matrix organization. Gene Ontology annotation, molecular function: cell adhesion molecule binding. NCBI's taxonomy places the organism in Eukaryota, Metazoa, Chordata, Actinopteri, Labriformes, Labridae. The record is from RefSeq and is a predicted model, not a curated record. Gene Ontology annotation, cellular component: extracellular matrix.
GACUCCUGGAGGAACCGCGGGGCUGCAUGCGGAGAGAGAAGGAGUAAGAAGAGGCAGAAGAAGUGCAAACUAGGAAUAAAAGAAGCAAAAGUAGCUGUUGUCGAGCUGCAGCAGCGUUCCCAGUUUGAGUGAAGAUGAAGGUCCUGGUCCUAGUUCUGGGUCUUGCCCUGGUCCUGACGGUCUGUGUGGCCCGCUCUCCGUACCAGGCGGUCCUGCAGCACAGCCGGAUCAGAGGCCGGAUGCAGGGGCAAAAUGUUUGUGCCAUGCAGCAGAUUAAAGGUGCCGACAAGAAAUAUUUCACCAACUGCAAACAGUGGUACCAUCGCAAGAUCUGCGGAAAACCCACGGUGAUCACCUACGAGUGCUGUCCUGGUUAUGAGAGGAUUGCUGGAGAGAAGGGCUGUCCUGCUGCAUUGCCUCUGGUGAACAUCUACAACACUCUGGGCGUGGUCGGAGCCUCCACCACUCAGAUGUACUCUGAACGGGCCAAACUGAAGGAGGAGAUUGAAGGUCCAGGGAGUUUCACCUUCUUCGCCCCGAGCAAUGAGGCCUGGGCUGCCCUGCCCACGGAGAUCCUGGAUGCUUUGGUGAGCAAUGUGAACAUUGAGUUGCUGAACGCUCUUCAUUACCACAUGGUGAACCGCCGCCUGACAUCCGAGGAGCUCAAACACGGAUCGACCUUCGCCUCCAUGUACCAGGACUUUGACGUCCACAUCCACCACUACCCCAACGGGAUCGUGACGGUUAACUGCGCUCGUCUGAUCAAAACUGACCAACACGCCACCAAUGGCAUCGUGCACGUGGUGGACCGCGUCAUCACCGCCAUUUCCAACAACGUGAACACGCUCAUCGACGUCGACGAUGACCUGGAGACACUGCGAACGGCGAUGGCGGCUGCGGGUCUAACCGCCAUGUUGGAGAACGAGGGUCAGUACACCGUCUUUGCUCCCACCAACGAGGCCUUUGAGAAGAUUCCUCAGGAGACCCUGACCAGGAUCCUGGGAGACCCCAUAGCUCUGAGAGACCUGCUGAACUACCACAUCCUGAAGACCAUUCAGUGUGCCGAGUCCAUCGUGACGGGGACUCCCAUGGAGACUCUGCAGGGGACCACGCUGGAGGUCGGCUGUGACGGAGACCAGAUGACCCUGAACGGGAAGGCCGUCAUCACCAAGAAAGACCAGCUGGGAACAAACGGAGUCGUCCACUACAUCAACGAGCUGCUCAUCCCUGACUCAGCUAAGGUUCUGCUGGAGCUGGCUGAAGGUUCCUCCGUUGCCACGGCAACCAAGCUGUUUGUUGAGGCAGGCCUGAGCCCCCAGCUGACGGGCUCCGAGGCUCUAACCCUGCUGGCUCCUCUGGACGAUGCCUUCAAAGGCAGCGUGACAAUGAAUCCCAGCAUGAGGCUGCUGAUGACCAAUCACAUCCUGAAGGAGCAGCUGUCGUCUAAAGCGCUGUAUCAUGGUCAGGAGCUGGAGACGCUCGGAGGACUCAAGUUGAGAGUGUUCGUCUACAGAAACAACCUGUGCAUCGAGAACGCCUGCAUCGCCGCUCACGAUAAGACGGGCCGGUACGCCACCUUGUUCACCGUGGACAAAGUCCUCACCCCCCCGAUGGGGACGGUGAUGGAUGUGCUGAAGGCCGAUGACCGCUUCAGCGUCCUGGUCGGAGCCAUCCAGACCGCGGGGAUGACCGAGCUGCUGAACCAGCAGGGGGCGCUCACCUUCUUCGCUCCAACCAACGCCGCCUUCAGCGCCAUGUCUCCGCCUGAACGCAACAAGCUGAUGCGUAACCGUCAGGAGCUGUCAGCUUUGCUCAGGUAUCACCUGGGGGACGGCAUGCUGGUCAGUGGGGGAGUGAGCUCUCACACCAGACAGAAACCUCUGCAGGGAGAGAGACUGGAGCUGGGCGUGAGGAACUACACCGUAUAUGUCAACAGGGUCCCCGUUGUUGACGCAGAUCUGAUGGCGACUAACGGAGUCGUCCACGCCGUCAACAGUAUCAUCAAACCUCUGCCUCCUAAGGUGGAGCGAGAACAGGCUGACGGACCCGCAGCUCCACUCAGAACAGCUGCUUCCUCCAGGGCUGACUCAAAGGGCUUCAGGAAUGACGAUCUUUUCCAGAAGGUGGUCCGGAGUCGCUCCAGCAGGACGAUGAACAAAAGUCAGUAAAUCUACAGAGAAGAAAAAGUCGCACAGAACAUCUGAGGAAACCAAAGAACACAGCAUUGUGCUCAUCACAAAGUGUCAAAGGUCACAAGUACAAGAUGUCUAACAAUCCCCCUGAAAUCCUCCAACACUGCCAACCUCUGUUCAGUGUUUGAUGAACAUUUUCAUUCUGAAACUUCAAAUGUAAACUCAUCAGUGAUUCAUGGAGGCGCUCAGGCUCAUGCAGGCUGCUCUGACCUGCUGAUUGGUGUGUGAUUAAAACAGAACAUCAGUGGAAUACACAGUUCAUGAUCAUAGUCUAAAGUUCAUUCAUAUAAAACACAAGUGUCCAUUUGUUACACUGACAAACAUGUUUAUUACUGCAGGAAACAAAUUCAUCUGUGUCUUUAACUGCUUUUUUUAGUGAAACUAAACAUUUAGCAUCUCUGGGGAUUGUUGAAAUGCAUUCUGGGAAAUGUAGUAAACUUGGUAUUCAUUAUGUGAUUCAGUCUUGGAGGAUCUGAGGAGGAUUGUUUAGUCUGUGGAGAAAUGAGAAAAAAACAUUUUAUAUUUUUACUGUUUUUGUGUACUGUAAAGAAACAUUAGUUUUGACUAAAUGUCACCUUCUGAAGUUUGAACUUUUUCUCAUGUAAAACUUUUGUAAAGUGUGUUGUUGUUUGUGUACUCUUGAUUGUUGUGUUCCUGCAGCAUGUCGCAGGACUGAGCUCCAAACCAACAAAGUAGAACCUGAGCUGACGUUUUUUUUUUUAGGAUUUUUGUAAAAAAAUAAAGCAGAACAUGAGCUCUGAAAUGUGAA